Molecule: messenger RNA, 3353 nt
Organism: Rhincodon typus (whale shark)
Lineage: Eukaryota; Metazoa; Chordata; Chondrichthyes; Orectolobiformes; Rhincodontidae
Gene: morn3
Product: MORN repeat containing 3
Exons: 5
Coding region: 261-986 (241 amino acids)
Source: RefSeq, a predicted model, not a curated record
GCGGGGAUUGUUGUUAAACAUCCUGUUGUAGCCUCGCUGUUGUUGAUAUGCACGACUGCCGAUUUUCUGCAGGUCUUUCCGAUAACUACUUGCCAAGGGUUUUCGAGUGAAAACGGGUCCAUUUCCAUUAAACUCGUCUUGUGAAAGACAGCUAAAGAGACCCAGUCUCGGCCUCCUCUCCUUCUUCCGGCAGUGUGCAACACUUUGCCUCCUUCUCACAAGUAAAUCCUUCCAUAGCUGCUUUUUUGUAAUAAAAGAAUAUGCCAUUUCUGAGGCCUCGGAAGCCCAAAGAAAAUCGGUGGCAUGAGUGGGAUCGAAUUGCGCAGAAAAACGGUUUAAAAAGCACCGUCUACUCAUUAGGCGGGGACGAGUAUACAGGAGAGUGGCUGGACAAUAAAAAACAUGGAAAGGGAACACAGAAAUGGAAAUCUAAUGGAGCCAUAUACAAUGGUGACUGGGAAUAUGGAAAGAGAAAUGGUUUCGGGACUUACAGUGUACCAGAUCCAAUCAGUGGGGAAUAUAAAAAGGUCUAUUCGGGAGCAUGGAAAAAUGACAAAAGACACGGGUUAGGAACCAACUUUUACUCAGAUGAUGACAUUUAUGAGGGCCAUUGGUAUGCUGACAAGAGAAAUGGCUGGGGUAGAAUGUAUUAUGCAGAUUGCUCUACUUAUGAGGGUGAAUGGUUUGAUGACACUCCCAAUGGUCAGGGAAUGCUUCGUCUGGCCAAUGAAAACCGCUAUGAAGGCUUCUGGAAAAAUGGAAAGAAACAUGGAACAGGAAAGUUUUUCUUCUUUGAGAAAGGCCAAAUGUAUGAAGGUGUGUGGGUCGACAACAUUCCAAAGUGUGGAAAAAUGAUUGACUUUGGUCGAGAAGAUGCAAUUAAUCCUACUUCCUAUCCAAUACCUCAGAUUAAGCUACGCAAUCCAACUUAUGUUUUAGAGAGAGCCAGAUCAAGGUUUCUGGAUAAAAAUGAAGAAGAUACGUAAUCGUUGAUUCCUCUCUUCCACAAGUUCAAGACAGCAAAAUUCAAACUAUGUAAAUGACUGUCCUUUUCAGAAUGGCACAUAUAAUCAAUCUCACAUACACUAACUUUAAAUUUGCCUUUGGUAAAACACUCAACUACACUUACUUGUGAACAAUGCAUAUGCAAAUUUGCAAAGAUUUUCUGCAACAAUUCCAAAGAAAACCUUUUUAUAAAGCAUCCAUCUGUAGCAAAAGAAUAAUCUGCAGUGUUUAAAUUGAAUAAUCUGGUGGAUAAACACUCAUCUAUUACUAGGUAAAUAGAGAUUCUUUGAGGACUCUCCACUGCAUAAAUAUUUUGGUGCUGUUGUCUGCAUCUUCAAAUCAUAACUUGAUCCUAAUCUGCUUUUUUUUGUACUUCCAUUUCUAUUUGCCUUAAUCCCAUCCUUUAAGACUUUCAUAUUUCCACUCUUCCUUGAGCUUCCUAUUGCCUUAUGCCAAUAGCAUUGUUAUUUAAGCAUCUUACACAGUACAAUCCAGCAUAGGGACAGGCCUGUCAACCCACCAAGCCUGCACCGAUUCCUAAUCUUUAUUUAGACUGCUACUUAUUGCUCAUACGUGAUUUCUAUCCCUCUGUUCACCUCCCGUUUAUGUGUUUAUCAAGACAUGCCUUCAAUGUUGCUAAUGUGCCUGCUUCCACCAUCUGCACUGGCAUUGCGUUCUAUCUUGUGUGUGAAUAAACUUUCCCUCUCAUCUUGAACCUGUACCCUCUUACAGUUGAUCUCUUCACCUGGGAAUAAGCCUCUGACCACCCAGUCUAUUUAUACCUUUUAAUUUUGUUGACCUCUAUCAGGUUGCUCUCUUCGCCUCUUUCACUGGAAUAACAAGAGUUUAUCCAGCCUCUCUUCAUAAAUAAAACUCUCCAGAUCAGAUGUCCUGGUAAACCUUCUAUGCACCCUCUCCAAAGCAUUCACAUCCUCUGGUAGCAUGGCAACCAGAACCGCAUGCACUAUUCCAAAUAUGGCCUAACUAAAGUUUUGUACAGCUGUAACAUAACUUGCCAACUUUUAUAUUUGGUGCCCUGACUGACGAAGGCAAGUGUGCUGUAUGCUUUCUUGACCAUCUUGUCCACCAUUGCCAUUUUCAGAGAUCUGUGGACCUCUUAUGCACAGAUCCCUCCAUAUGUCAAUGCUCCUAAGGAUUCCGCCAUUUGUUUUAUAAUUCGCAGCUGAAUUUAAUCUUCCAAAAUGCAUCACUUCACAUUUGUCCAGAUUAAACUCCAUCUGCCAUUUCUCUGCCCAACUCUGUAAUCUACCUGUAUCCUGGUGUAUUCUUUGACAGUCCUACUCACUAUCUGCAACUCCACCAAUUUUGGUGUCAUCCACAAACUCACUCGUCAGACCACCUACAUCUUCCUCCAGAUCACUUCUAUAUAUUACAAACACAAGGUCUCGUAAGUGAUCUUUUCUUUUUUCCCCCCAGCUUUUUGUUGAGUUCCUUAAAAUUUUGUUCCUCUAUAAUAAUAUGCUUCGGUUUGGAUAAAGGUCAUACCCAAAAUAUUGACUCAGCUAAAGAUUUGGUGGCUCUCGUCCUUUCAAUUUAAGGUUUCCAGCUGAUGCAGUUUUUGUUCAAGCCAGUGUAUUGUUUCCAUUUUUUUUCAGCGUUGUAGUUGAUCAAAAACUAAAACUCACAACAGUAGAUGCCAUGAUUUGUUUUAAUUGCUAAAUUUUAUAAAAAUGAAACACGGGGGAAGUAACCUCCUGCUUUGCUCACUCUCUAGAAAUUCUGUUUGAAAGUGAAUCAACAGAAAAUAGAAAUGUUCUUAUCCAAGUCACCACAGUUAAGUAGCACAUAAUGAUGCUGAUGUAUCUAAACUCAUUUGUUAACAAUGGACACUUAGGAGAGUAAACCUUUCUCCAAAAUGGGUUACUACUUUGUGGGAUGAACAUUUUAAAUUAAAAAAAAAAGAUUAUUGAAUAAUUUACCACAUUAUAACAUAUCUAACAAACUGCUGGAAAUUCAGAAUGACUAUUAACUUAGAUACACUGCUGACAGGGAAAUGGAAGCUGGAAGAUCGGAGAUUGUCUGAUCCUCACUGGCAAGUUUCACUUUCUGUGGUUUCAAAACUCCCGGGUUCUUAAAAUCUCAAUGGUGGAAAAUUUGAAACAGGCAAUGUAGUGACUACAGCUGCAAAAAUUCUACAUUAAUUGGUUCAUACUGUAAGGUUUUGCUGAAAGCUCAGUGUUGCUGAAGUUUAGCUUCCCGUUCAUUGUGGAAAGGCAAAUCAGGGCAGGGCUUAUCAGUUUUGCUUUUCAUUUGUCAGAAACCUUUAUUCCUUUUUAUGUCGAAGGAUUUGCUGAAUAAUUGUCUAAAUGACAGGAAGGCUUUUUAGG